This is a messenger RNA of Rotaria sordida, 1299 nucleotides long. The record is from the annotation of a GenBank genome assembly. NCBI's taxonomy places the organism in Eukaryota, Metazoa, Rotifera, Eurotatoria, Philodinida, Philodinidae.
AUGAAACUUCAUCCUCUUCGUCGUAUCAAAUAUUAUCAAUUGCCAUGUCAAAAACGUUCACCACUUUUAUCUUGUUUCUAUGAUGAUAAUCAUUUUUGUUUCUGUAAUGAUUAUGAUCAUCAACGUUUAACUAAUUGUUUUGAAUUCAAUCAUGGAAUUGAACAUAAUUGUUUUGGUCAAAGUAAUUGUGAAAAUGAUGCACAUUGUUUACAAGACAAAGCAACUUGUCCACAAACAUCUAUAUGUGUUUGUCCAAAAUGUUUUUAUGGAGCAAGAUGUCAAUUUACUUCAAAUUUAUUUGAUCUUUCACUCGAUGCUAUCUUAGGUUAUUAUAUUCAACCACGUAUAAAUAUUAAACAUCAACCAUCUAUUGUACAAGUCAGUGUGGCAUUGACAAUAAUCAUUAUCAUAGCUGGAAUUACUGAUAGCGUUCUAUCGAUAAUCACAUUUGGAAAUAAAGAAUCACGUAGAACUGGUUGUGGUCUCUAUUUGUUGACUUCGUCAAUUAUUACUUUACUUAUUAUGGUUAUUUUUGCAUUGAAGUUUUGGAUACUUAUCAUUGCACAAAUAACAUACAUGACAAAUCAAUCAUUUUUAAAGUUUCAAUGUAUUUCAAUAGAUUUUUUUCUAAGAAUUGGUCUUAGUAUGGAUCAAUGGUUAAAUGCAUGUGUAGGUAUAGAAAGAACAAUUAUCAUAAUAAAAGGAAUUAGAUUUGAUAAAAACAAGAGCAAACAAAUAGCUAAAUAUAUUAUUCUUAUUCUUCUCUUUAUGACUACUAGUACAACUAUUCAUGAUCCUAUUCAUCGACGUCUACUAAAUGAAAAUGAUGAUGAUGUUGAUGAGAAAAGAAUUUGGUGUAUUGUUAGCUAUUCAAGCAAUCUUCGAGCAUUCAAUUCAUUCAUACUUAUAUUUCAUUUUCUUGCUCCAUUUUUCAUCAAUAUUAUAUCAGCUAUUAUUAUUAUUGUAAUGAUUACUCGACAACGAACAACUGUACAAAAACAUCAAUCAUAUAAAAAAUUAUUGCAUGAACAAUUUCAACAACACAAAAAUUUAAUAAUCGCUCCAUUUGUUUUAGUUAUUCUUGCUGUGCCACGUCUAAUUAUUUCUUUUGUUGGAGGUUGUAUGAAGUCAACUACUGGUUCAUGGCUAUCUCUUAUUGGAUAUCUUAUUUCAUUUGUUCCAUCUAUGUCAACUUUUUUAUUAUUUAUUUUUCCAUCAGAAUCUUACAAACAAAUAUUUCGAAAGACUAUCGAACAAUAUGGACAAACAAUGCGAAUACGGUUGCAUAUCAAUUCAUAG